AUGAAAAGUACUAUUCGAGAUCUUCAAGAUGACAUACGUUCCGCAAAAGUGAACUCGACCGACUUGAGAACACUUCUUUACAAUCUCGACGGCGAUGUAGAUAAACUAAACCGACAGUGUUCGACCUCGUUCGAAACCCUCCGCCGAGGCGUUGACCUCUUCCGCGAAUCUAUUUCUGCUCAACUAUUCCACGUCAAUCAGACAGUUAUACGCUUGGAAUCAGGAAAUGAGGAUUCUCGCGCUGAUCGAAUUGCAGAACUGAAUGCCCUUGUUACUACACAAGGUGAAGACUGCCAAAACAGAUUUAACAGAUUGAACGAUAAAGUUAUUUCUAAUACAAACUCACUUGAAAAUUUCCGCCGGGAGAUUCGAAGCUGGACGACGAAACUUAUCUCGAUCGUUGAUGACUUCGACAAGAUAGGAAAGUCCAUUUCUGAUCUUUUUGAGAUGCGUGAUGUUCUUGCGACGCGUGUGGAGACAAACGAGCAACAAAUCACGGCUCUUCAAAGUUCAAGCAGAAACUCCAUGUCAGCAACGGACGAAGCUAUUGAGUUCGAUGAAUACGUCCGAAUGGAUCAGCUCUUGCAGGAUUUGCAUGACCUUCGCCAUGACGUUCAGGCGACAUUAUCGACGCAACUAGACAAACUCUCCAGCGAUUUCACGGAUUUAUUGAAAGAGUCGAAUGCAGACGCUUUUAAUAAUGCUGACCAGAUCAAAUCAGAAGUCGGCCGGGACCUGCAGGAGAUUAAAAUUAUCAAUAACGAGCAGAUCGCAGCGCUAACAAGCGAGUUCAACUCGAAGAUCGACUCUACUUUGAAACUUAUUGAGAGCUAUGCCAAGAGUAACGGCUUUGACGAUUCCAUUUCCGAUGAUUACGAUCAGUCUGAGACAGAACAAGGACACAAUCUAGGAGAGAAAAUCGAGCGAAUGGAAUAUCAAAUCGACCAGCUUGUCAACGAAGUAGAUGAUUUAACAGGCAACAUCACUAGUCGGGAGUAUCUGGCCGAGGUCCUGGAUUCAGUCACUACUCUUAAACUGCAAAUGGAGAGACUCGAGACUGAGGAAAAAACGCAAAUCGAUGGAAUAAAGCUUGAAAUCGACAAACUAAUUCCCGAUGUGAUGGAGCCGAUUGGAAAGCUCGACUCGAGGAUGAAGAAUAUCGCUUUGGGCUAUAAAUGA
Oikopleura dioica is the source of this 1179-nucleotide messenger RNA. Lineage: Eukaryota; Metazoa; Chordata; Appendicularia; Copelata; Oikopleuridae. The record is from the annotation of a GenBank genome assembly.